This is a messenger RNA of Monascus purpureus, 3061 nucleotides long. The record is from the annotation of a GenBank genome assembly. NCBI's taxonomy places the organism in Eukaryota, Fungi, Ascomycota, Eurotiomycetes, Eurotiales, Aspergillaceae.
GGAAUUCUUUCCCUUCCGUUCCCUAUUUGGGUUCAGAGCACAAAGAAUAAGUGCUUAUCCUAGCCUUCAUCCGGGAUGUCCUAUUACGGUAACCACGGUUUUAAGUAAUAUGGCGCAAAGAAAACAGACUGAUAAUCUCACUCUUGACCGCAGGAGGUUGAGGAUCUCUGGACAUCUAUUGGACUCUUGCACCAAAAUACGGACUCUGCUUUGAGCCUUCGAACACUGCGUUCCAAAUGCAUCCGAACGUUUCGGUGUACCUUAUGCGCGGCGACUUCUUUGUUUGGCGUCAUCGCAAAUAUAGCCAGUACAAAAUGAAACAAAAAAGCCGUUUAUGCUAUCCUACCAGAUGGUUCAAGGUGAUAAAGAAAUACCCUGCUGCACUUUCGUCCUGUCGAUGCCAUGGCUGCAAUCGGAAAUAUGGACGCGAUCUUCUCGCCGGAAGAGGAUCUCAUGGGAUAUGGAGCUGCUUGCUUCUGAUCAACUGAAAUAAAAGGCACGGACAAUCUGGGACAAGAGGAAAGUCACAAUUGAGGAGCGAGUAUCGAUUUUGUGCCCUCUGCUUGUCUCCCACCUCAAAGACGGCUGUCCGGUCCAUUCUAACCGUCAAGAUUGCUAAUCUAUCUGAUGGUUGUGGCAUCCCGUGGAUUGAGAUGAUGCCGAGAGUAUCGAAGCGAUUACGAUCUUCUCAUCGUUUGACGGAAGAGAGCAUUGCGUCCGGUAUGGGCCCAGUGCAGAAUGGGAGCAGGCCUCCCAAUGCCCAUGUCGGCAGUGCUGAUUCUGGUUCUGAUCUUGAUACUUCGAGAUUGGCAACGAGACGCAAGACGCUCGUUGCUGCGGCUUCAGCUAAUGCCGAUACUCCGGAACCGGUACCCAAACGAAUAAGGGCUUCUAAUACAAUGGAAGAAGGAACGAGUGCAUCAUUUCCAUUUCAAGGCUCAAGUGGGAGACCAACGGGGUUAGGAUUGAGCGUUCCCAGACAAGAAUUAGACCGGCUGACUGCCAGAUACUCCGCUCCUCUGUCUGGUACUUCUGUGCCUACACCUUUGUCUGCCGCGGGUUCCUGUUCGAGUUUGGGUUCACGUACGCCUUCAACAGUUAUCUCUUGGACUCAUACUUCCUUUUCUCGUUUUCCUCCCCAUGGCCCUCUUAUGGUUAGAUUUCCUCUCUAUGGAGGCGGCUCUCAAAGCGGGUCCAGCCCUUCUUCAGCGAAUGCUACGUCUUCCAGUACACCUCCAGGAAUAGGUCUUACCGUCAGAUUCUCGUUCGGUGGUAAUCAAAUAAGGACCGCCCAUUCAGUCUCAGGAAACCCUUCGUCCAAUGUUCAGAAUGCUAGUCAGGGCACUGGAAACCCGCCCAAGGGUGAUGACGAACAAUCACCUCCAUCUACUCCCACGUUUCCUGUCGGCUCACCGAUAACGUUGGGCAGCACUGGAGGGCUUGAAAUUGGCUUUGGAGUAGAUGCGCCACUGCCUCGUUGGGUAGUCGUUGAGGGCUCUGAAAGCGAAGCUAUCACUUGGCAACCUGGUGAUUCGAAUAAUAGGCAACGGACACCACUGCAAUCACAGCAUGCACAAUCCAUUAAACCAGACCCAGAUUCAAGUGAUUCUAAGGAUGAUUCAGGCUCGUCUGGCAGACAAGGUAGCAACCAGCAACCAGGCGGUUCGAAAGAUGGGCAGCAACCACAAGCUCAGCAGAGACAGCGUAAUGGUCCAAACUCAAAUGCUGGUUCUGAUAUUGAGAAACCGCCGCCGCAACAGCUAAGAUGGUCGUUCGAAGCAGGUCCCCCGGACAGAUGGGGAGGAUUAACCGAAGACCAAUUGCGUAACUACGCAUACGGGGUUCUAGAAGAAGUUCUGUCCCAUGUAUACAUGAGGGAGAGACUCCGGGAUUACAUCGUCGGAGUUGACAGUUCAGUCCAGCAACUGGCAUCACAAGCCGAGGACCCAUUACCACCUCCACCACCCGAAACAGACAUACAGACCCCCCAGCGAGUCUCCCCAAGGCAGAGUACGAUUAACGGGCCGACUGGACAACCCGCACAGAGCCCUCGUCACUAUGAUUUAUCAGACUCCUGUCGACCCCCAGUUGCAGCGCGACCAAAUAUGUACGCUCCUAAUGCUACCCCCAUGCAUCCUCUGAUAGUCAGGCUACUAGAACGGGUGAAAGGAGACCUCUUCAGGCGCCCAGCCCCGGCGACCAAUUCGACCGGAACUGGAACUGGAACCGGAUCUAGUAGGUCCAAGCAGAGAAAGAAUCCUGGAACAAGAUGGGCAAACGAUACAUCGGCCAGGGCAACGAAAACAGCGCGAGGGAAAACCACUCGAAAAUCUGCUACUAAGCAAUCUACAAAAAUCUCGACCACCACAGGAACAAAAACAACAACUGGGGCUAAAACGAGGUCACAGGCCAGUGGUGUAACCAAGACGGCAGCGAAAAAACACUCCUUCCAAGGCUGCGACAAGGGGCAAGUCAACGUUAACUGCUGCAAGUAAGACCACACGUGUAUCGAAAACAACCUCAACAGGAAGAGGGGCCAGAUCAGAAACAAGGAACACACAGGAUACAACCUCUGGCGGGUGCUCCUCCGAAACAGCUAGCGGAGAUGGCACUUCAAGUGGCACUACUUCCAAGUCCGCCACAAAACAACCGAAAACCGCGAGAGGAAGUAAACCUACUACUACUACAACUAAUAGAGGGAGUAGUAGAUCAAGGGGAGUUGCAAAGACACAAUCAACACCAGCUUCGACUUCAACAACAGACGGAAGCGGAAGCGGAACUAGGGAACGGGGAGGAAGGAGAAGAUCUCGAGGGUGAAGGAGAGGAAAGAAAUGAAUGAAUUGAUUCAUCGCGAGAAGAAGCAUUCCUUCUAAAUGGAUAGAUGGUGUGUCCGUAUCCAGUCUGGAACUGGGAAAUCGAAAUCACCAAAUUAACUUAAACACUUGUAACAAGAGAUGAUUCACAAUUUGGUCUGUGUUCCUUGUAUUCUGCAUUCAGUCUCAGAUAUCAAUUGCUACAUCUACAUGUAAAUAAAUGUAUUCAAAUUUAUUAUCAACAAUCA